GUUUAAAGGUUUAAACAAAACGGCCGCGCUGUGGUUCCGGUUUUAAAGACCUUAGCUUUCUAGCUGUUUUCCCCCCAGAAAUAACUAUGAUUUUGACCGUUUAAGUGGCUCUGAAUAUGUGUGACUGAUGGUUCAUCGUAGGGUAACUAUUUUAAUAACUGAGAUCGAAAUAACACGCUGAGAUAUUUGGAAAAAAUGAGUUGGGUUGAUGAUGAGUGGAAAGAGGGCCUUUCUCACAAGGCACUCAAGAAGGUACAGGAAUUGGAAACAAGCUUAGACAGAUUGAGAAAGGAUCAUAAACAAAAGUUGUUCCAGUUAGAUACACUGGAUGGUGCGUAUAAGAAACAAGUCAGAAAAUUGGAGGAAGCAAAAGCAGGAACUACGAACUUGGCACGUGAAAAUCAAAGUCUUCUAGAAUCAUGCCGUGAUCUUGAGAAUAAACAAGAGAAAUUGCAGCAAGAGUUGCACGCCAAAGAGUCUCUUAUUGCUUGCAUUGAAGGCCAGCUGUCUCACUCAAAGACAUCGCUAGCAUCAGAGGCUCACAAAACAAGUCAAAUUAAAGGUGAACUUGAGAGAGCUCAAGCAGAAUGUCUAGAUGUUGUAUCAAAACUAGAACGAAUGCAAUCAGAUUAUGGUCGUCUGCAAGAAAAUUGCACUCAUCAAAAACAUCAGAUUGAUCGUUAUGCUGAGAAGAAUAAAUCAUUGGAAGGUGAACUGAAGAAGUUACAACAUGAGGUUGAUAGGCUGGGUGGCUCCAGAUCAUACAGUACAUCCUCCAGAGAGAGUUCUUCAGAAGACGAAGGUAAAAGCUUAAGAAAACGACUAAUGAGCAUGGAAGCUGAAAAUGACAAAUUAAAGAAUGAAUUAAAGACAUACAGAGAUAAGGUUGAAACUUCAAGCACAGGACAAAGAGAUCUUUUGUCUUUUGAUAACUCUGUCCCAGCCCCAGUUGUAGAUCUGCUUUCUUUUGAUCCAUCUCCAAAGAAACAGUCUACUGAUUUGCUUUUGUUUGAGCCACAACCAAGUAAGGCUGCAGUAGUGGACCUGUUGGGUGGUGAUCAGGAUUUUUUUGGUGGACCAACAUGUGGACUGAUAAACCAUAAUCCACUGAUGAAUUCUUCUACAAAUGAUGUUGAAUUGGAAAAGCUCCAAAAAAUGGUAGAAAACCUGGAAAAAGAAAAGGAAGAGUUAAGAUGUAGUAGUCAUAAACUUGAACUUCAAGUUCAGACAAAGGAAAAAGAAGCUGCUAAUCUGAAGACCGAAGUUCAAGAUCACCGCAAUCAUUUAGAAGAAUACAAAAAAGAAAUGCUGCAAAAAGAUGAAAGAAUAAGUAAUCUGAUAGUAGAGAGCAACAACGAAAGUUCUAGAACUAAGGAAGCUAACACUAAGCUUGCUGAAUCUGAAAGAAAAUUGAAACUCAUUGCACAAGAAAUGGAGUGCCAGCGACAUAAUUUUGAGGCUGUUAGGCAAUCUCUUGAUCAGAAACUUAAGGAGAAGGAAAAAUCACAUAAAAUGGAAGUUUCAGAGCAAGUACAGGCCAACAUUCUUAUGGAAAAGCAAUUGAAUGAAACAAAAAACAAGAUGCAACAAGAAGUGAAUCACUUGACAAAUGAGCGCAACAAUUUACAGACUCAACUUGAAAGAAUGCAAAGUAAGAGUACAAAAGCUGAACUUGAGGUUAAUGACCUUAAGCUAAAGGUUAAUGUCUCAGAGCAAAGUAUGCGAUCACAUGAAAUAACAGAAACUCAACUGAACAAGAAGAUUUCAGAAAUCACAAAGGAGAAAGAUAUGUUGGCUUCCAGAUUGGAGCAGAGUACUUUCAAGUUGACUAAUCUAGAAGAUCAGCUCAAGAAAGUGAAGCAAGAACUUUCACAAAAUGAAGGAACCAUCAAUAACCUACAAAGGAAAGAAUCUGAGAAGGAAGCAGCCAUGGCAUCAAUGGGAGUUAAGUAUGAUGGCAAAAUCAAAGAAUUGAGUAACAUGCUAGAAAAUCUGAAAAUACAGUGUGCUGAUCUUCAGAAUAAAUUGUCAUCUGCUGAAGAUAUCAUGAAGAAACGUGAAUGCGAAGUUAGUAAGGUAAAUGUAAAGUUGGACUCUCUUAAGAUGGAGAAGGAAGUUAUGACAGAGCAAAUGCAGAAGAAAGAAAAGGAAGAUAGCUCAUUACAAGAAUCAUUGUCUUCUUUAAAACAAAGUCACCAAGAUUUACUAAAUACAGUUAAAAGAGAAAAAGAAGCAGCUAAAAAGUUAGAAAAUAUGGUAGAAGAAAAGGAUGUUAAACUUGCAGAGUUAGAAAUAUCUUCAUCUGAAAUGGCUAAAAAUAUUUCCAAUUUGAAGAGACAAGAAGGGGAGCUCAAGCAAGAGUGCCAGUGCAUGUUAAAUGCACUUAUGAAAGAGAAAGAGACUGUCAAGAAGUUCCAGAUUCAAGUAGAAGAAUAUGAGAGUAAAGCUUCAGAGCUUAAAGAAUGUAUUUCCAGUGGAAUUGAAAGGGCUAGCCAGCUGCAGAAGCAAGAAGAAUCUCUGAAACAACAAUAUGAAGAAACAUUAAGAAUGUAUAAUAUGGAAAAAGAAGAAAUUAAAGGGUGUAAACUUACUUUAGAAGAGAAGGACAACAAGAUCACAGAACUCGCAGCAUCAAUUGAAAAUGAAUUACUGAAGGUUUGUAGUCUACAAAAGCAAGAAGCAGAUCAUCUUGCCAGUAUUGAAGCACUGAAAGCAACUGUUGUAUCUCAUGUUUCUGAAAUUUCUACAUUAGAAUCUAAGAACAAAAAAUUGUGUGAGCUUGCGGAUGCAAAGAGCACUGAAGUAAGGGAUUUGACUGACAGGUUACAGGUGAUAUCUUCUGAAGCAGAACAUUUUAGAGCAAGAUUGGAGACUGCACAGGUAGAACUCCAAGAUGUUUCAAAAAACAAAAGUGCUAUGGAUGAUACAUGUGAAAAUCUUAAGUGUCUACUUAUCGGAAAAGACGAGAAGCUUGAGAAAUUGGAUGCAGAUUUGACAACAAGGAAGAAACUCUGUCAAGAACUUGAACAAAAAAUGCAUGAAGUAAUAUCAUUAGGCAAGGAGAAGGAAGCAGAAUUGUUGGAAGCAAAAUCAAGGUCAGAUGAAUCUCUUAGAAAACUUUCUGAAGAAGUUGAAGUCCAUAUUAAAUCAGCACUGGAAAGCCAGCAGAAAUUGGAGGAAGCAGUGUCAAAUGUUGAGCACAUUAGUGGACUUCUUGUUGAGAGGGACCAGCAAAUAGGCAACUUGGAUGAUGAAAUCAAGAAUCUAAAAACUGAAGCUUUGGCUGCUUGUCAGAGAGAAGCAAAAGUAAGAGAGUUAUUAGCUGAAACAUCUAAAGAACAUGAUUCUCUAAAAUUACAAAAUGAAGAAGUAGGUGUAAAGAUAAUGGCUGCAAAAAAAGAAAUCGAAGCUAAAGAGGAAGAGUUGCUUCUAAAGGAUAUUGAAGUCCAGCAAUUACAAGAUGUUAUGUUAAAUAAUAAGAAAGAAUUUGAAGAGCUAACAGCCAAACUUGAAGAGGUCCAUCAACACAACACAAUGGUGGUUGAGGAAAAAGAAACCAAGAUUCAGUUAUUGUCUACUGAAUGCAGUGAAGUAUCCUGUGAGCUCAAGAACAUGGGUGAGGCAUUACAGAAAUUGGAAAUAAUAACAAAGGAUACUAUACAAGAAAAUGAAAACCUUAAGGAUAAGGUGGCUGGACUUGAAGUAGUAGUUAAUGCUAAAAUGAUGGUCAUAAAAAAGCAAUCUGCAGAGAUGCUUGAACUCCAGGAGCAAAUUGAGAAUGUGUCUUCUACAUAUGAAAAAACAGUUGCAGACUUCAAAACAACCAACGAAUAUUUGACUAAUGAGAGUGAACAAAUAAAAGAGAUAAUUCACAACAAAGAAGAUGAGAUUACGAAAUUAAAGUCCUCAUUUGAGCAAACAUCCAAUUAUUUGGAAGACACAAAAGCAGAAUUGUCUACAAAAGUAACAGAGUUUGAAGGGUUAAAGAAAAAUAUGGAGAUGAUUAAGGAGCAAUUAGUCCAAAGCAAAGAUACCAUUUCAUCAAAGGAGAAGGAAAAAGAACUACUGCAAGCAAAUAUUCAGGACUAUGAGAAGAGAAUUGAUGAAAUUUCUGUCAAGAUGAAUGCUGAAAUUAGUCAGCUGGAACAAGAAAUGUGUGUCUUAGAAAGCAAGCUGGUUAAAUCUACUGAUUUAGUUCAAGACAAAGAAGAUGAGUUACAGCGUCUACAAAUGGAAAAAGAAGUUUUGUGUAAUGAAAGUCAAGCAUUACAAGGAUCACUUGAUAUUUUGCAAAUGGAUAUGGAAGACAUAACUGAUACUGUUGAAGCACUCCAAGAAAAGAAUCAGCAAAUUACUGAAGCCUUUGAUGCCAAAAACGAUGUCAUCAAGAAAAAUGAGUCAGAAUUUGCAAGUAUCAAAAAAAGCUUGGAAGAAAAAAUAAUCAAUCUGUCAGAUCAAUAUGAUAAUGCCACUAAACAUGUAUCCUCUCUAAAGGAAAUGCUUGAGAAAUCAUCCAAUAUUGUAAAUGCCAAAGAGGAAGAAAUUUUUGGUCUCAAUCAACAGAAUAGUACAUUAAAGGAAGAGAAGGAAAAAAUGCAAGGCCACCUAGAUCUUAUUCAAAUGGACCUAGAAGAUAAAGAAAGCAACUCAAAAGCCUUGUUAGAAAAGGUUGAGGAACUUGAGAGUGCAUUACAGACACACAAAACACUGCUCCUGAAAAAGGAAGAAGCCAUUGGUAUUGUUAAAAUAGAUAUGGAUAUAAUGUCUAGAAAAAAGGAUGAAGAGGUUUUAGGUUUUGAAGGAAAACUUUCAGAGAAAGAGUGCUAUAUUGAGGAGUUAACGUCAGGUCUAAGAGAACAGGAACAUGAAUUAAUGAUUCUGAGGCAAAAAGAAGCUGACCUUAACAGCAUCCUCGCAAAAAAGGAAUGUGAAGUACAUUCUUUGGAACUUGAAGUCAAGAAACACAAUGAGGAAAAAGAUGAAAUUAUGGAUUCAUUGAGCGGAAAGAAACAAAACAUAGCUGAUUUAAAAAAUGAGAUAUUCAGCAUGAAAGAAAAUCAAAGUCAGACAAUAGAAACAUUUAAGGAAGAAAUGCUACAAAAAGAAAUAUAUAUAUAUGAAAAGGAAGAAAAAAUACAACUACUUGAAUCUGAGUUGAAGGGUCUCAAUUCUUUAUCAACAGAACUAGAGGAGAAAUUAGAGUCUGAAAGACAAAUCUUGCAGCAAGAUGUUGAGCUAAGCGAAAUUACCAUUCAGAAGCAAAAGAAUUCAAUGGAAGCAUUAGAACACCAAGUUGAAGAAUUGAGGAAUAAGGUAGAAGUGGAGAAAUUGCACUUUUCAACAACAAUUGCAGAGAAAAAUUCUUGCUAUGAAAAGAUGGAAUCUUUUCUCAAAGGGGAAAUUGAACAGCUUCAAAGACGACUGGCUGAUUUACUUGAGGAAAAUCAACAAGCUAUUGAUGUUGAAAUGCAGAAUGUAAAGGCAUUACAGACAAAUUUAGAAGAAAACAUUGAAUGCUUAAAUAGAGAAAAAGAUAGAGCAAAUACAUUAGAAAGUAGCACACAACAGACAAUGGCUGAAAUGGAAUCAAGGAUGGCUGAAUGCAAUUCAAUCAUUAAAGAAAAUCAAAACAAUAUUCUAUCACUUGAAAAAGAAGUUACAGAGCUGAAUGACAAGCUAAUUAUCGCUUACCAAACAAUUGAGAAUCAUAAACAAGAAAAGAAUGACCAAGUAGAAAGCAUGAUGAAAGCUGACAAAGAAGUUAAACAAAUACGAUCGGAAAUGGAGCUCAACAUAUCAAUGCUUAGUUCAGAAUUACAACAAACAUCAACAAAACUGCGUGAGAUAGAAGAGAAUCUUGAAGAAGUCAUUAAGGAAAAACUUAAAAUUAAAAAUGAUUUAAGUCAAGCUCUUAGUAAAAACAUUAGAGAUUCUGAAAUAGCAACAAGUGAAAAAGAGUCCUUGCAAACCCAGUUAGAGUCUGUAGAAAAAGAAUGUGAUGAAUUAAAAGUUCAACAAGAAUCGAUGAAAAAUGACAAGGACAGUUUGUUGAAAGCUAAGAAAGAUUUAUGCCUUCACUUGAAAACAGCAGACAGUUCACUGGAAGAUCUGUUAUUAGCCAAAAAUGAAACAGAAUUAAAGUGUCAAGGGUUGUUGGAAGAUAAGGAAAAGUUAAGCUUAGAAAUAAGGGCCCUGAAAGCAGUAAUUUCUGAUUUGCAAUCAGAACUGGCUAUAAAGGAACGGCACCACUGUGACUCAAUCUUCUCCAUAGAGAGUGAAGUAAAAGCCCUGAAUCUUGAAAAAUUGUUACUUCAAGAAUCUAUAUCUGUAUUGAAGACAGAACACUUAGAUGCUGUUAAUAAAAUACAGGGGACAUUUAAACAUAUGAAAGAACAUUCAACAAUGUUAGAAAUGCAUCUAAAAGAGGAAAUAGAAGAUAAAGAGUCUAAAAUAAACUCUUACACAGAUAAGAUAAACAAUCUUACCAAAACUAUUGAAAUUAAAGAAGCAGAAAUGAUAUUGAGUGCUGAACAACUGAAUGAGAAUUCCACUGAUUUAGAACAAGUUAUUAAGGAUCAAAAAGAUAAGAUAGAACAACUUAAGGAGAAUGUUGAGGAACUAACAUCCAAUUUGGCACUUGAGAAAAUGUCAGCGUCUGAGAGCAUAACAGAAGUACGUUUGCAUUCUGAAAAAAUUGUGACAUCUUUGAAAACUGAAAUCAGACAACUAGAACAACAAUUAGUGGCUUUACGAGAAGAGCAUCAACAUGUUUUAGAUGCAGAAUUGUUGAAAAUAGAAGCUAUUGAACUCAAAUUGCAAGAAACAGCACAGUGUAUGAACAGAGAAAAAGACAGAGCAAAUGAAAUAGAAAUUAAUUCACAACAAACAACAGCAGGACUUGAAAGCAACAUUUCUGAAUGUAAUUUAGUAAUUAAAGACAGUGAAACCAAGAUUGCAUCACUGGAAACAGAAGUUGCAGAGUUGAGUGAUAAGUUGCAUAUGGCAUUACAAAGAACUGAAGAUCUCCAAAAAGAAAAGCAUGUUGAAGUUGCAAGUUUGAGGAAAGCUGACCAAGAAAUGAAGCAAAAACAAGCAGAACUUGAACAACACAUCUCCAAACUGAAUGCAGAUUCAGAAGUGCUGGCCAAAAAACUGAAAGUAAAAGAGGAAAAACUAGAAGAAGCUAUAAUGGAAAAAGAUAAAAUAGAAAACAAUUUAAAAGCAUUGAUGAAUGAAACAUCAAUAGCACUUGAAACUGCAUUGACAGAUAAAGAAUUGAUUCAGUCUAAAUUUGAAGAAAUUGAGAAAGAAAGGGAUAAUUUGAAAGAAAAUUUGGAAAGAGUUUUAGAAGAUCAUGAGGCAGUUAUCAUGGCAAAAGAAGAGUUGGAUUACCAGGCUAAAACUGCCAUAGAAGAAGUUGAAGUACUGAAUGGCAUAAAGAAAGAGCUGGAAGCUAAAAAUCAAAUCAUUUUGGAAGAUGGGGAAAAUAUGAAAUCUAAAAUUGUCUCAUUAGAAGAAAGAAUAAAAGAAUUUGAAGAAGAGUUGCAGAACACAGAACAGAAGCAAAUAGACCUGUUGCAAGAAAAUGCUGGUAGAUUUGAAGAAGACAUUCGCCUACUGAGGGAGGUUAACUCCAGUAGUCAGUCAAAGAUUGAAGAAAUGGAGAAAGAUAGACUUACUCAUGAACAGGUGGAGAAGAAAUUAAAACUCGUUGAAGAACAUGUUGCCAAUUUAGAAGGGAUCCAGGUUAGUUUGGAAUCUGAACUUGAAUCCUUGAAGUCACAGAAGACUGUCCUUGAGGAAGAGAAUAGGCAGCUUGAAAACUCAGUAGAAGAGAUACAGAAAGAUUCUGAAAACCAAGUACAGAGCAUUAAUGAAGCUUUACAGAUGGCAAAUUCCAAAGUACAGCAAACUUCAGAUGCGUUAGAAGGUCAAAAGGUGCUUGUUGACUUAAAACAACAAGAGAAACAAGAAUUAGAAAAAGAGUUGAAUGACAUUCAGAAGGAAUUUGAUGACUUUAAAGAAUCACAUAAGGUACAGAUUGAGACAUACGAACAGAAGUUAGGAAGUGAAGAGGCAAAUGCAGAAAAAGAGUUAAAAAAGGUGGAGAAAAAGUUAAACAUUGUUGAAGAUCAUGUUGCCAAUUUAGAAGGGAUCCAGGUUAGCUUGGAAUCUGAACUUGAAUCCUUGAAGUCACAGAAGACUGUCCUUGAGGAAGAGAACAGGCAGCUUGAAAACUUAGUAGAAGAGAUGCAAACAGAUUCUAAAAACCAAGUACAGAGCGUUAAUGAAGCUUUACAGAUGGCAAAUUCCAAAGUAGAGCAAACUUCAGAUGCAGUAGAAGCUCAAAAGGUACUUGUUGGCUUAAAACAACAGGAGAAACAAGAAUUAAAAAAAGAGUUGAAUGACAUUCAUAAGGAAUUUGAUGACUUUAAAGAAUCACAUAAGGUACAGAUUGAGACUUACGAACGGAAGCUAGAAAGUGAAGAGGCAAAUGCAGAAAAAGAGUUGAAAAAGUUGAAAUUGGAAAUAGGCACCUUGGAAGAAAAGUUGAAUGCUAGUGUGCAGAAGAACAGUGACCUAUUGUCUGCAGAAGAAACUCUCAAGUUUAAACAUUUGGAACUGACAACUAACCUCAAAGAGGUUAACGAAAAUGUGAAACAUCUAGAAACUACUAAUUCUAGUCAGGCUGAUGAACUUGGAGCUUUGAAGUCUGAAUGUGAACAACUGAAAUUAGCAGCAGAAAAAGCAAAUCAGGACUUGUCUAAGAAAUUGAAGCAAGCUGAAACAGAUGGACAUGACAUUGUGAAACUUGAGGCCCAGAGUGUUAAGCUUAGAGCAGAACUUGUAGAAGAGAAAACAGAAACAGAACGUUUAUGCAACCAACUACAUCUUAUGGAAGAUAAAAAUAGUGAAAAAUUAAAAAAUUAUGAGCAAAUUGUGCAGAAACAAGAGAAGCAGUUAGAUGAAUUGAAAAAAGAUAAAGCAUCAUUGCAAGGCAAAUUACAACUGUCUGUCAACAAUGCAAGACGUCUUGGAGAUGACAUCAAUAAGUUGCAAAAGCAUAUUCAAGAAUUAGACAAAUCUAAUGGAAAAUGCACAAAAAGCCCCCCAAAGGAGAGGAAGACAAUGAAAGUAAAUGAUCAAGUGUUGCCUAAGCUAACCAGGAGUAGAAAUUUGAAGAUUGAUGAAGCCAAACAAAAGGUAGCUAUCAAAAGUCAGUGUGUGCAGAAACAAGAAGAGGAGACAAGUGACCAUGUAAAUCUGAACAAACGCAAAAAGGCUAGUUCAGACGAAGACUCAUCCUGUAAACGUUCAGCUGUUGAUAGCAGCGAAGAUGAACCAAUGCCAAUCCUGAAACCAGUACGUCGCACUCGCCAGCUUCCACCAAAGAGAGGAAGAGGAGCACAAUUGUCUACUGAAAAUAAGAGUACCAGUGUCACAUCAAAAUCCCUGAUUGUGAAGGACGAACAGGUGGCAGAUACCAAACCAUUUACAAGAAGUAGAGCAUCCAUGAUAAGACAGGGACCUGAUGCUCUGUCUACAAUCACGAACAGUCCAAAGAAAGAUUCAUCCACACUGGCAAGUAGGAAAAGAUUAGGAGCAGCUCAAAGAUCCCUCACCUUUCAAAAGGGGUCUGAAAUAAUUGCUUCAUCAGAAGAGCCAAACACUGAAUAUGAUGAGGAAAACUGCAAGAUACAAUAAAAUGGAUGGCCUACAACUGUUUCUUUUAUGCAUUCCCUCAAUUUUCUUCAAAAUUAUUUUGCGUAUGUAAGUACUGUAAUCCAUGUUGAUAAAGCUUAGCAGGAGUAAGUAUUGAUAGACUUCAUACAUUCAAGGAAUGACUUUCUAUAACUAGGCCUAAUCAAUACACAAUGUUGAUUCUUUAAAGAUUUUAAAAAUGUUGAUAUUGAAGUGUCAUACAGCGUUUUAAAUAAUAGCGUUUAUAGUUGCCUUUAAACUAAUGACUGUCCUGGUAACCAUAAAUAGUUAGACUUAAGAGCACCUUAUGCAUUUUGCAACAAUAAUAAUGAUAAUAAUAAUAAUAGGCAAACCUUUGGUUUUAAGAUUUUAUGUGCAGUAUUUCACGAAAAUUAUUAUAUCUUAAUUAAUGUAAACAACUUUUCCGCUUAAAUCACAUGGCUUUCUUGGGGUUUUUUUCCAUCCAAACCUUAAAAUAUAAUAAAUAAUAUACAGUAUAUGAUAAAUCAAUAUUUUACUUUCUUAGUUAUUAUUGAUUUGACUGGUAAUUGUUGUAGUAAUAUGCUAUUUUAUACAGUAGCUUCAUUCAUACAUGUCUAGUUCCCAGAAUUUUUGGAAUGUGUAGCAUUAUUUGAGGUGUGUAGCACAGAGGGAGAGGGUUUGACGGUCUUCCGUCAGAUAGACUAUGGGCCACCAUAAUGCUGUUAAUAGGUCAUAUCUGAUGGAAUUGGUCC
Messenger RNA from Anneissia japonica, 10436 nucleotides. RefSeq names its product centromere protein F-like. Gene Ontology annotation, molecular function: dynein complex binding; microtubule binding. Lineage: Eukaryota; Metazoa; Echinodermata; Crinoidea; Comatulida; Comatulidae. Gene Ontology annotation, biological process: regulation of G2/M transition of mitotic cell cycle; mitotic cell cycle; metaphase chromosome alignment. Gene Ontology annotation, cellular component: spindle pole; nucleus; chromosome, centromeric region. The transcript has 16 exons. Bases 196 to 9705 code for a protein of 3169 amino acids. The record is from RefSeq and is a predicted model, not a curated record.